Molecule: messenger RNA, 3447 nt
Organism: Mucor mucedo
Lineage: Eukaryota; Fungi; Mucoromycota; Mucoromycetes; Mucorales; Mucoraceae
Exons: 3
Coding region: 58-3294 (1078 amino acids)
Molecular function (GO): phosphopantetheine binding
Source: RefSeq, a predicted model, not a curated record
UUUUUUUUUUUACAUCUUUUUUUUUUAUUAUUUAUUUACAUAAUUAUAUCAAACCAAAUGACGCCGUUACCCACCGUGAUUGCUUCUACACAUGGAUAUACCAAAGUGACGGAUUUUCUCUCGAGACAAUUCGAGACAUACAACGACCGACCGCUUGCACGCUACUAUGUGAAGGGUGAUGAAAGUUAUGGGGUAUUGAGUUAUGGCCAAGUGGAACGACUUGCUACGAAUUUAGCUUUUAAGCUGUCUCACCGGAUUUCCAACGUCGUUGCUUUGCUGGGAGGACAUGAUAUUGACUAUUUCAUCCUCUUGAUUGCGCUUAUGAAGUUACAAGUGACAAUUUUUGUUAUCUCGCCUCGGAACUCUGUUGCGGCUAACGUGGACUUGUUGGAGAAGACACGAUCGGGGUUAUUGAUAACGAAUAGUCAACUGGCAGGGAUAGCAAGAGCUUCUGCUGAGGGUGUACGUGGUGUUGAGGUCUUUGUGAUGGAAAGUAUGGAUAUACAUGCACUUUUACAGGAACCGUUGUUGGAUGGUGAAUUGGAUAUAAAAGUAUGUUUGGAUGAGGAGGAUGAUUUGAAUCGAAAUGUUUUUAUAUUUCACAGUUCAGGAUCGACCAGUUACCCAAAACCUAUUUAUAUUACGAAUCAUAACUUAUUGUGUUCACUGCAAGUUUUUCAUGGACAGCUUCCUGCUGGUACAAUCGAUGCUUCGGAUACCCUACUCUGCUGCACGCCAUUGAGCCAUAUCUUUGGUUUUGUAGCGGUAUUCUCUAGCAUGUCACUUGGAGCUAGUAUUGUAAUUAUUCAAAAGCUUCCGGCAUCACAAGAAGAAAUUAAAUUUGCGCUUGCGUUCAACCAAUGUACGAUGAUGACAGCUACGCCUAUUUUAUUAGAGGACAUGAUACCGUAUCUGGAACAGGGACAACAAAAAGAUUUUUCGCAUGUACAGCGAUUGAAAGUGGUACUGGUGGGUGGUGCACCGAUGCGACGUGAAUCGGGUGAUUGGUUUCACCGACAUGGUGUCAAAGUGUCCAAUGCGUAUGGAACAACGGAGAUGGGACCCAGUAUGACAGCAGGUAUGGAUUUUAGCAAAGGUUGGAAUAGCAUGUACCCAUUUGUUGUGGAUGAAAAGGGGGUAAGUUAUCUACAGUUUGAAACGAAUGAUGAGGAUACACCCGAUAUCAAGCAUUGUUAUAUUCGAGGCGAAUGUCCUUUAUUGGCCAAGGGAGUGCAUAAUCGAUCCGAUGGAGGGUACAAUACCAACGAUUUGUUUCGGGAGGAUGGAACGAAUCCUGGUUAUUACAUUUAUGUGGGUCGUCGAGAUGAUAUGUUGGUCAUGGAGAAUGGGGAGAAAACGAAUCCAAUUCCGAUCGAAAGUUGUGUUGUGGAGAAUAGCCGAGUGAUUUCUCGAGCGGUUGUACUUGGUCAUGGACGUGCUUGUACGGCGAUGCUUGUGGAAUUGAAGGAGGAGGAAGGGGAAAGGUUGUUGAGUGAAGAGGAGAUUUGGCGAGAUAUUCAAAGGGCGGUUGAAAAAGCGAAUGGAGACAGCCCCAAUCAUAGCAAGUUAUUUCCUCAAAUGGUAAAGAUCUUGAAAGCUCAUGAACAUUUACCGAUCAAUGUGAAGGGGGCAGUGAUACGACACCAGUGCAUGACAAAUUUUGGAAAGGAGGUGGAUCGCAUGUACCUGGAUUUCCUAUCUGGUAAGAAAAAGGUUCAACGGAAGGAGGAGGAUAAUAAUAGAACAGUAUGGACGACGGAACAAGUGAAGAGGUUUCUUUUGGAGUGCCUAUCCCAGCAAAUCGAUCCACGUCAUCCCGCCGCUGGUACCGCUACUGGUACCGCUACUGGUGAGAACGGUAUAGAACACCAAUCCGUGUUUGAUUUAGGAUUGAAUUCGAUCAGUGCGAUCGGAAUGCGUAACCAAAUUGCUGAGCAAUUCCCAGAUAUUCCAUUGAAUUUUAUUUUCCAGCAUCAAAAUGUAUUUGCCAUGUGUCAGUCACUUUGUGGGCAAUCGCAGUUGGUGGAUGACGGGUAUGAGGCUACACAAGCACUGGUUCAAAAAUAUAUCUCCAAAGCCAAGCUGGAUUUCCCCAAGGCACAUCCGCCCCACGAGAUCAUGAAGAAGAGGGUAGGGAAAAAGCCCACGGUGGUUCUUUUGACGGGAGCUACGGGGUCAUUGGGGACAUUUAUCUUGCGAGAUCUGCUUAGACAAGAAAAAGUAAUGAAAAUCUAUUGUUUGAUCCGAGUGCGUGAUGGUGAAGAUAUGAUGGAUCGACUUGAGCAAGCUUUUUGUGGACGCAUGCUUGAUCCGCACAUUUUAAAGACCGACCGUAUUAAACUUUUGCCAUUACGUUUAAGCGACGAUGGACAUGUUGAUCCCAUGUGGGGUUUAACAGCGACGGAAUAUAAUCAAUUGAAGUCAGAGGUAACGGUUGUACAACAUUGUGGUUGGGUAUUGGAUUUCAAUAUGCCAAUUGAGUAUUUUGACAAGACGUGCAUUGAGCCGUUUUAUGAAGAGAUGGUGAAAUUUGCGUACCGGCCUGAAAUGAAGGAGGAGGAGGAGGAGGAGCCAAUGGAACUUUUUUUUAUCUCGAGUGUGUCUGCUACAGCGUUAUGGGAUAGUCAAAGUGUACCUGAAGAAGAGGUUGGACUGGAUCCGAGUGUGAGUUUACCGAUGGGUUAUGCUCAAUCGAAAUAUGUAGUGGAAGCGCUAUUGGGAUAUUUAAGACGAGAAAAGAAUUUUCGAUGUGUUGUUCAACGCGUGGGGCAAGUGUGUGGGGAUACGAAGCAUGGUGUAUGGAAUACGCAGGAACAGUAUCCCAUGUUGAUUGUAGGGGGUGGAUCUGUGAUGCAUGUGAUGCCCGAUCUUGUUGACACUGUGGUAGAUUGGAUUCCUGUGGAUGUUGCCUCUGCAUGUAUUACAGAGAGGAUGAUUUCUCCCAGCGGUGGUGGUGGUGGAGAGUCAAUUCAACAUAUUGUGAAUCCAAAAAGAAUCCGAUGGAAAGAAUUAAUGCGUGUUAUGAAGGAAGCGGGUAUGCGAUUUGAUAUGAUUGAUCUGGAAUCUUGGGUACGAUUAUUAUCUGAGGAUAAAACGAAUCCUUGUUAUGGAUUAUUGAGUUUCUUUGAAGCAAAAAGUCGACAGAUUGUACGUGGUGAACCGAUUUACUGGGAGACCGAAAAGACGGGCAAGAGUAAUUCUCGUUUAAACGAUACUCCUGAGCUACAUGUUGAUUUGUUCAAAAAGUUUUUAACUCAUUGGGAAUCUGUGGGAUACUAUAAUGCCAAUGUUUAGAUCCCAGUUCUUUUUUUUUUUCUCAUAAUAAAAAAAAAAAAGAAUUGAUAUAUGGUCUGAUCCAUGAUGGUUGGUAUCGAAUGAUAAAUAUUUUGGUUUUCUUUUUUUCUAUACACACACGCAUGCAAUAAAAAAGAAGUAGAUGAAACACGC